Closterium sp. Yama58-4 is the source of this 2343-nucleotide messenger RNA. Lineage: Eukaryota; Viridiplantae; Streptophyta; Zygnematophyceae; Desmidiales; Closteriaceae. The record is from the annotation of a GenBank genome assembly.
AUGUACCCCCCUCAUCCUUACAACCCUUCUUCCCCUUACACCCUCCAUGCUCCCCCCCGUGCCCUCUCACGCUACUCUGUCCUUUGUCCCCUCACGCCUAAAUCCCUUUCUCACUCUGACCACUCCCUCUCCUCCUCUCCUCUCUCUGUCCGGUAUCCCCUCCCUCUUCUAUUACCCCUCGCCAACACAGCGCCCUACGCGUCGGCCCAUCCGCACCCCCUUCUUCUCCCACCAUGCCUCCUCAGCCUUACGCCCUGCUUUCCCCUUUCCCCUCUCCUCCCUAUACCCUCUUCCUUUCCCCUUCUUCUCCCACCAUGCCUCCUCAGCCUUACGCCCUGCUUUCCCCCCCUUUCCCCUCUCCUCCCUAUAACCCUCUUCCUUUCCCCCUUCUUCUCCCACCAUGCCUCCUCAGCCUUACGCCCUGCUUUCCCCUUUCCCCUCUCCUCCCUAUACCCUCUUCCUUUCCCCUUCUUCUCCCACCAUGCCUCCUCAGCCUUACGCCCUGCUUCCCCUUUCCCCCCUCUCCUCCCUAUACCCUCUUCCUUUCCCCUUCUUCUUCUCCCACCAUGCCUCCUCAGCCUUACGCCCUGCUUUCCCCUUUCCCCUCUCCUCCCUAUACCUCUUCCUUUCCCCCUUCUUCUCCCACCAUGCCUCCUCAGCCUUACGCCCUGCUUUCCCCCUUUCCCCUCUCCUCCCUAUACCCUCUUCCUUUCCCCCUUCUUCUCCCACCAUGCCUCCUCAGCCUUACGCCCUGCUUUCCCCUUUCCCCUCUCCUCCCUAUACCCUCUUCCUUUCCCCCUUCUUCUCCCACCAUGCCUCCUCAGCCUUACGCCCUGCUUUCCCCUUUCCCCUCUCUCCCUAUACCCCUCUUCCUUUCCCCCUUCUUCUCCCCACCAUGCCCUCCUCAGCCUUACGCCCUGCUUUCCCCUUUCCCCUCUCCCCCCUAUACCCUCUUCCUUUCCCCCUUCUUCUCCCACCAUGCCUCCUCAGCCUUACGCCCUGCUUUCCCCUUUCCCUCUCCUCCCUAUACCCUCUUCCUUUCCCCCUUCUUCUCCCACCAUGCCUCCUCAGCCUUACGCCCUGCUUUGCUUUCCCCUUUCCCCUCUCCUCCCUAUACCCUCUUCCUUUCCCCCUUCUUCUCCCACCAUGCCUCCUCAGCCUUACGCCCUGCUUUCCCCUUUCCCCUCUCCUCCCUAUACCCUCUUCCUUUCCCCCUUCUUCUCCCACAUGCCUCCUCAGCCUUACGCCCCUGCUUUCCCCCUUUCCCCUCUCCUCCCUAUAACCCUCUUCCUUUCCCCCUUCUUCUCCCACCAUGCCUCCUCAGCCUUACGCCCUGCUUUCCCCCUUUCCCCUCUCCUCCCUAUACCCUCUUCCUUUCCCCCUUCUUCUCCCACCAUGCCUCCUCAGCCUUACGCCCUGCUUUCCCCUUUCCCCUCUCCUCCCUAUACCCUCUUCCUUUCCCCCUUCUUCUCCCCACCAUGCCUCCUCAGCCUUACGCCCUGCUUUCCCCUUUCCCCUCUCCUCCCUAUACCCUCUUCCUUUCCCCCUUCUUCUCCCACCAUGCCUCCUCAGCCUUACGCCCUGCUUUCCCCUUUCCCCUCUCCUCCCUAUACCCUCUUCCUUUCCCCCUUCUUCUCCCACCAUGCCUCCUCCUCAGCCUUACGCCCUGCUUUCCCCUUUCCCCUCUCCUCCCUAUACCCUCUUCCUUUCCCCCUUCUUCUCCCACCAUGCCUCCUCAGCCUUACGCCCUGCUUUCCCCUUUCCCCUCUCCUCCCUAUACCCUCUUCCUUUCCCCCUUCUUCUCCCACCAUGCCUCCUCAGCCUUACGCCCUGCUUUCCCCUUUCCCCUCUCCUCCCUAUACCCUCUUCCUUUCCCCCUUCUUCUCCCACCAUGCCUCCUCAGCCUUACGCCCUGCUUUCCCCUUUCCCCUCUCCUCCCUAUACCCUCUUCCUUCCCCCUUCUUCUCCCUCCACCACCAUGCCCCUCAGCCUUACGCCCUGCUUUCCCUUUCCCCUCUCCUCCCUAUACCCUCUUCCUUUCCCCCUUCUUCUCCCACCAUGCCUCCUCAGCCUUACGCCCUGCUUUCCCCUUUCCCCUCUCCUCCCUAUACCCUCUUCCUUUCCCCCUUCUUCUCCCACCAUGCCUCCUCAGCCUUACGCCCUGCUUUCCCCUUUCCCCUUUCCCCUCUCCUCCCUAUACCCUCUUCCUUUCCCCCUUCUUCUCCCCACCAUGCCUCCUCAGCCUUACGCCCUGCUUUCCCCUUUCCCCUCUCCUCCCUAUACCCUCUUCCUUCUCCCUCCUUCUUCCCACUGUCCCGUCUCUGCCUCACACGUUUUUUUUAG